Grosmannia clavigera kw1407 is the source of this 195-nucleotide messenger RNA. RefSeq lists its product as uncharacterized. The transcript has a single exon. Bases 1 to 195 code for a protein of 64 amino acids. The record is from RefSeq and is a predicted model, not a curated record. Lineage: Eukaryota; Fungi; Ascomycota; Sordariomycetes; Ophiostomatales; Ophiostomataceae.
AUGAAGCGAUUCGAGCAUGAUGCUGCUUGGCCAGGUUUGAAUGUUUGGGCUCCUGGUGCGAGCACCGACACAUUCUGGCAUCUGCCCAACAGCCACAACGGCACCCCAAGGCAACAAAUGGUGCAGGACAGCAUGAAACAUGACGAAGUGGCGCCCAGGAAAGGUGACAGGAUGGCCGCGCGACUGUUCCGGUGA